Messenger RNA from Pongo pygmaeus (Bornean orangutan), 13213 nucleotides. It is a transcript of the gene CTBP2, whose product is annotated as C-terminal binding protein 2. Gene Ontology annotation, biological process: regulation of transcription by RNA polymerase II. The record is from RefSeq and is a predicted model, not a curated record. Gene Ontology annotation, molecular function: NAD binding; transcription corepressor activity; oxidoreductase activity, acting on the CH-OH group of donors, NAD or NADP as acceptor. The coding region runs from base 10688 to 12025 and encodes 445 amino acids. Gene Ontology annotation, cellular component: nucleus. The transcript is spliced from 11 exons. NCBI's taxonomy places the organism in Eukaryota, Metazoa, Chordata, Mammalia, Primates, Hominidae.
AUUCAAUUGAAACUCACUGCCACUCCCUCAUUACAGCAGAAGAUGACCUCUAAACCAUGACACAGGGCUGCAGCUUCCUCUGGGAAGGAGGACUCACAUUGAUUUGUGCUCUGAUCCCCACCCCCCUGCAAACCCUGGGCUUAAGUGGCAGCACUGCAGAGGCCUGCUGAAGGCCGGAAAGCCCUCUCUGCUUGUGUGUUUAAACAGAGCAGAUUGAAGCAGAGUUUGACGUGGCCAGGAGGAAUUCUUCAGCAUGGAAUUGCGUCAUAACAGUCACUCCCUCCAGCAGCCCCAGUGGCUCUGGCACUUCCUCCUGAUGUUUGCAAGGGGAAGGUAAUGAUUCUAAUUGCACAGGACUUGGUCCUGGCCUUGGUGAUGGCAGGAGGGCAGGGUCCUCAUGGUAUGGCCAAAAAAUGCUUGCAACUUGACCUUGUCCUCCUCUGAUGGUGUUGACCUUGGGCAAACUAUGCCCCUCUGAGCCUAGUGCCUCAGUUUCCCCCUCUUGCAAAUGCAGCAGAUAGUAGUGCUUAAUCUCAGAGUUGUGGGGAUUCAAUGAAACAGUACUGAACGGGGCUUAACAGGUACCUGGUACAUGUUAACAGCUUAGUCAAGAAUGACUGCUGAGUGUGGAAUGACAUCAUGGGGACUGACGAGGGGGGCUGAUGAGAGGUGGCUUGGUGGGUACAAUGUGCAUUGCUUCAGCGAUUGAGGCACUGAAGGCCCUGACUUCGCCACAAUGCAGUGUAUGGAUGUAGAAAAUUCCACUUGUACCCCAUGAAUGUAUGUACACACCCAAAAGUGAUUGCUGCAGUAGCAGCAGUAAAUGCACACAGCCAAAGGCUUAGCAUGUGGGAGAUGCCCUGCUUGCCUGCCUGGGCUGGAGGAGGAGGUAGUACAGGUUGCAUCUCUCCAAGCCAGUACCUGUGGUCUAUGUUGCAAUGAACAUUUAGAUGCAAGACGAAGGGAAUUCAAACCUUUCUUGCUCAUGAAGGUCUACUGUGUUCCUGAAGGUUCUGUCUUCCUCCUGGCACUUGGGAUGUAGGAUGCUCACUCCUUGCCCGUCGACCAGGUAGUAAUGUUUUUCUAUCAAGCAGUGAAAGGUUUGGGGUUUCCCUGAAGCCUUUCCCAAAUGUCACGCGUUGGGGUUUUAGUUGUGAGGGUGUGCUGAUCCCAGCCGCAGCCAAGGCGAGGUACAGCCAUGCUGCUGCACCUGCUCCUAUGCCCACCUGGACAUCUGUUUCCUAAUGGACAUCCUUUCCUGGGAACACGUCUCUACUCCUUUAAAUGGCUUGAGGUCUCUGCAAUUUGCCUGAACAGUAAGUGUGACCAAAGAGCCUGAGGCCAGCCAUGGAGAGGACGAAGACAUGAGGCUUUCUCUCGAGAGCCACACUGGGAGAGGCCGGGAACACGGCCACUUCACAUGAAAGGCAGUUAGAUUCAGGUCACUGGGUCUGGACUCCUGCAUUUUAUGGCAAAGUCUAAAAAUGCAGAUUUGUAACAACCAAUGUUAAUGAAUUCAGACUGUUUGAAUUUCGCACUGAAUAAUGGCUGGAAUUAUCAGAGCCCACAGCUUAUAAGAUCCCUGGAUCGUGUAAUCUUUUCUCAAGAUUAAAUUGAUAGAAUGAUGUAAUAUCACACUACUUUUAUUAAAAGUUUUGGCCAUAAAAGAGAAACACCUAUUAGGAUAGAAGAAUUUAGUAAAAAUAGUAGUAAUAACAAGACAAUUUGGAAUAUGUAAUAUAUUCAGUAAAUUUCAAAAUUCUUCAUCUCAUUUAAAAUACAAUAUUGUGCCCAUAGAUCCUGAAUGCAAUACCUUUGUGCCCUAGGGCUUUCUCUUUCCCACACUAAAAAUAUUCUAUUUAAAUGCAGAUUUUGAUUUGCAAUCUAGGAAGAGGAUUCUGGAAGAAUGGGAAGAAGGAUAACUCUGCAUCUAUUAACUUAAUUUUAGUUUUAUGUUAUUGGUGUUUUUCCUCUCAUCCUUAUCUCCUGCAGCCCUUCCUUCCUGUAAAAGGAUCAUUUCUAAACAUACAAGUAAAGACAUGCUUAGAAUUUCAGCACAUAAGAAUGUUGUUAUGCCUUCUUUUAUUUUUGCUUAAAAAUUAAAUUUUUUUUUCCCAAAAAUGUUCCUUUGAUUUGUGUACGUGUGUGCACGUGUAUUUGCCCCUGGGUUCUAGCCUUGUCUUGCUUUUCCACACAUGCUCCCAGUAUCUUACCUAGGAAAUGAGUGGAACAGUGGAAUUACCAAGUGCAGAUGGUGGAACUUCCCUUACCAGAGCCCAAGUGACUUGUGUGAUGUUGAGCUUUGGUUACUAAAUAAAUGGAUUUCUGGCUUUUGACGUUGUACUCUGAGAAUUGGGUGGCCAGUCAUCAAAUACCAUUUUCUUUCACUGUUGUCUGCAUUUAAUACGGCAUCUUCUGCCAUACACACUUGUCAAUUCAAACUGAGCGUUACAUUUUGGUCUUUAUGAUCUGUCGAGGGAAAAUGGAAGUAAAUUCUUUAUAAUAUGCAAAUUGAUGUAUUUGGGAAUUUUUAGAUGUAGACAACAUCUGUGCAUGCCGUUAACACAGUUAAUAGCUCCCGUUCUUCAAUAUGAGGUUUUCGGAGUCUGUGUGUGAUCUUGAUGAGACUCUCUGUGUGCCCCCCAGGGCUUGGCAGUGUCAAAUUUAAGGCUGUUUUUUCUGGUGCCUUAGGACUGAAUCUGAGCCUGCACAAAGUCCUGUUUUGAGGAUGCUUCUGGCCACAGUUUGCUGGGAUUGUGUUGGUUCUGGGAAGAGCCUGGCUGGCUAGACCUGGUCUUAUCUAUCACCCCCAUCCCUACUCCGUCCUAGCCUGGACCAGACUGGCUGGAGUGAUGGGUCCAGAGAAAGAGACCAUGGGUCUGAACAGUCCUUGGGACCCUUCUGCCACUCUUGGAGGUGCCACCUCCCCUGGUAGCUUGGCACCAUUUGGGUUCUCCUUUAGCCAUGGGUUUUUGACAACUCAAAAGCUUAUUUUCCAUACAAACUUGUUGAUGGUUCUCUAAGGCAGGAAGCAUUGCUUUAUUGAGAGUGAGGAAUUGUACCCUUUGAAAACUGCCCCCUGAAAAGGGAGUGGAGGGAGAUGGCUCCAGUUGGAGUUCAGGAAGGGGGUAUCUUUCAGUGAACCUGGAGGGAGGGCUGAGUGGUGGAGCUUGGGGCUCAUGUCCCAGGCCUUCUCUGGUCAGGAAAGCAAAUUUGAAAAGGGCCUUUUUAAUCUGGAGGGCCCAGAAUGGUCCAGCCAGUUGCCCCGGAAAGGAAGCCUUAUGUGGCAUGCGUGCCAGACGCUGCACAGCUUGAAUUGGUCCUAUGUGUGUGGCACAGCCUUGCAAGGUUGAGGUAUUUACCUUCAUUCCUAUAAAUUGGAUGGAUAAGGGGGAUUAAUUGAUUUCUCUUGGCACUUGGCAAGAACAGAGGUCAGAUUUGAACCUAGGUCUAGGUUUCAGUUGCACACCCAGCAUGUUCUGCUACACGGCCUUUUCCUAAAAUAGUUUAGAUGUUGGUAUAAACCUGUGUGUACUGAACGCACCUGACCAUGUGCUGGUAUGAUGGCUUUUCUCCAGUCUCUCUAUAGACUCCGUGCUUGCAGACCAACAGCGCAUGCAAAGGAGGCUUUCUGGCUUGGUAAAUGCUCAGUCAGGUGAGCUUGCUGAGUUUAUUGUAAGCUUUGCAGUUCCAUUCCCCACACACCUAGUGGUGGGGGUGGAGGGGGCGUGGGGAGGAGAUGGCCCCAGAGCAGAAUGAGCCCCUUGGUCUUUGCUGUAGCCAGGACUCCAGGCUAAAGUAGCACAGGGUGGGCAGCUCCAAGGCCUGGGUGUCUCUCUGUCUGUCUGUCUGUCUCUCUCUCUCUCCCAUUUCUCUCUCUGUUCACCAGCAGCAGCCCCAGGCUGCAUCAUUGGCACUGUGAAGGUGCAGGGCACAGGUAUGAAUAGGGGGGUCUUCUGGCCAUCUUUGGACAUAAACCCCCAUCCUCGGAAGCAUGGCCCGCUAAUCCCCAGGUCCUGGCCUUCCUAAGGGCUGUUAAACACAUCAACCAAGUGAUGCCUUAGGGACCACCCAUAUACCAGACGCAGCUGGGUACCGUGUAUUCUCUUGAUGUUACUAUAUUCUCAGCCACCAGGGCUAGUGUAUGUGGGUGUCAUUGUCAUUAGCAGCCUAGGGAGGGAAUGGAAUUUUGGGAGUAGUCUGCCUAAGUUCCAUUCCAUUCACUCCCAGAGCUGAACACGUGCUGGGUCCACACACCUGUGGACUGAUGGCUGGGACCGUCUCAGUGCUUGGCAAAAAAAGAAAACGGGGAUAGCAGGCACUUUCUGAACACUGAUUACUGACUGCUGCUGCUGUUACUGGUAUUGUCGGCGUUUUUCGUUUGGUUGGUUUUUGAGACGGAGUCUUGCUCUGUCGCCCAGACUGGAGUGCAGUGGCGCGAUCUCGGCUCACUGCAAUCUCCGCCUCUGGGUUCAAGCAAUUCUCCUGCCUCAGCCUCCCUAGUAGCUGGGACUACAGGCGCCCGCCACCACGCCCGGCUACUUUUAGUAGAGAUGGGUUCACCAUGUUGGCCAGGCUGAUCUCAAACUCCUGACCUCAAGUGAUCCACCUGCCUUGGCCUCCCAAGGUGCUGUGCUGGGAUUACAGGCGCAAGCCACUGCUCCCAGCCUUGUCGGCCUUUUUUGCCUUCUGCUUGCACCUCAACCCUUUGGCAAAAAGUAGGAACUACAGAGGGCCUGUCAUUGAGACUUAGAGUCGCCAAUGCCCCUCACCUAUUCGUCUGAACUCAGGCACACAUAGAUUAACACACAUGUACAUGCUCACACGUGUGCACACAUAUAUCUGACAUGGACACACUGAUAUGCACACAUGUACAAACAAAUCGUGAAUGGUAUGGACCCCACCUGAGGCAUGCACCUAAGGCGCACCUGUAGCAGCGGGACAGAGAACGGGCUUCCUUGUACCCUGUACUCAUCACGGGGGUUGCCCUGGCUUCCUUGGGUUGGCUUUGAGGAGUGCGGCUUGUGACUUCUCCUCUACGGUAGAGAACUGAAGCCUUAGACAAAUAGUCAUCCAUCGUAACUGUUCCCUGCAGUGUUGAUAGAAAUGGUGUUGGGAUAACUAGACUGUGCUGCUGCUUUCUCCUUUUCUCCCAGGUUGAUGAGUAGGAGCAGUUUAAUUUGAGACUAGUAAAUUUUGUAAUUGGAUUUAAAAGACUGAAAUGAGCGGACCUGGUUUCCAUAUUACCUUUAUACCCCAGCGAGGGGAAAUGCUUGAGUCAGGUGUGGAUCAGAUUAUUUUAUUGUGCCAACAUUAAUAUUGGGAGCACACACAUAAUCUGGAGUCAGCAGGUUCAUCCACUACUAUCUCAUUAAAUUUUCAGGCAAAAGCUGCAAAAAUUAAUUGGAGGCAUGUAAUAGUUUAGAAUGUGAGCCGGCUUAUGGUAAUAUAAAUUAUGUGAAGAGAAGACAGUUUUAUAUACUGAGAGAGGGAAAACUGGUUUACUUUAAUGAGAAGAGAUAGAAAUGUAGAGCUAUUUUUUCAUUACAGAUACACUCUAAAAUGUUUGGACUUAGUUGAUGAAUAGAGUUAAUUCGCUGCUACAGUUCCAAUAAUUCAUGUUGCACAGUUUAAUGACUUCUAGAUAAAAACAGGAUUGAAAUGUUAAUUUCUCUGAAGAAAUUGGGGCACUCUUGUAUAUCAGACAUCUCCCCCCCACCCCCCCAUUAAGCCACUAGUUAAUUCCACCAAACAAGUCUCUUUGAGCUAUUUCAUGCUGCAUAGACUUUUGUAUUUCUUACCUGGGCUGGCUUGCUUUUUUUUAAACCUUAAUGUAUAUGAUAAUCUUAGAUGAGAGAAUGUGUUAGAGCUGUGUCUAGGCAACCUGACUCAGCAGAGAGUUUCAUACCUUUUAGUUUUGUAAAUGACCACGUGCUAUAACCUGCAUUCUAGUGUCCAGUAACUGUUUUGGCAGGGAGGGGGUUUACUUGGUGGUUGUUAGCCAUCUGCUUAGUCGAGUAGCGAUGUCGUCCCACUUCUGAGCUGGGAAAUAGGAAGUAUUGAUCAGUCAGCUUUAGAUUCAUGAGGUGAUAGUCUCAAAUCAUGCAGAGAUUUUAUCACUAUAUUAUUUUGCAUCUUUGUUUUCUUUUUCACUUUUCAUAACUUUGAGACUUUUUCCCCCCAUGGGGUAGGUUCAACAGAGUUCAGUGUCUUCUUUCUCUUUAACCUACUCUCAGAAAAAAAGACGAGAAGGAAAUACGAAGUAUAGUAAUGAAGUGUUAACUAAUAGUGGGGCUACAUAAUUGAGUACUCGGAUUUUGUUUCCAGAGCUCUUAGAACAAGAAUGCAAACAUGUCUUAUUUCAACCAUGUGCAUGCUGUGUUUUGCUUUUUUUGCGUUUGACAAAGGGGACAAAAGAAUAACCCCUUAAGUAUUAAGGAGCGGAGAGAAAGGAGAUGAGCCCCCACUCCCUGAGCUCCCUUCCUGUUUUGCCUUUGGACGUGCGGUUCAUAGGGCUUCCUAGAAAGGGCUGCAUUAGGGCUGAGGGAGUGAAGACUUGGUGGGACUUCCUGGCAGAGGCAAGGACUCCCCUGCCUCCCACCUCAUGAGCAUUGGGCUUUAGCAAGGCUUAGUGAAUCCUGAGUGGGGUCAUCUUUAGCCUAAACCUGGAGUCACCACAGAGCUUUUGUAAACAGUGAGAAACCUACUACUUUCCUGCAGAAACUGUGCUGUCUGCAAAGCUCAGCGUCUGCUCCAGCCUGGAUUCCCAGGCCCUGUCCCUGUACACACCUAGUUCUAGUUUUGAGGUUAGGACAUCACAAAACAUCUGCCAACUUCGAAAAGUCAGCAGGAGCCACCCAGACGUGGGGUGCAGUGGUGGGAAGAAGGAGCACCUUAGUCUGCUUCCUUCUGAGGCCCACAGUUCCAGAAGGACUAGCGUCCUCAGAGCAUGUGGUAGUGACUCUUCUUGUCUUUUCCUGGUGGUGGGGCCUGGUGACCCCUGACACCAACGGAGCCGUUCCCAGGCUCAUUUCGUCCCUUUUUCUGUGAUGAGAUGAGGCUCCUCCUGCCCUCCUUGCUCUGGGUGGUCUUUCUGUUUUGACCACAUCCCUUGGAAGCGUGGCUGGGCUGCGUGACUCCAGAGCAGCCUGGUGGUAGCUGGGGCUGCCUUCUGAGUUUGGGCUGGUGGAUGCUGAGUAUUUGCAUUCAGAGCCUUAGGCAUUGACCUUGGCUUUCUGGGACCCUACGCCCCUCUGUUUGCCUUUGUCAGUAGAGACCUUCUCACAUUUAGGGAUUCAUUUUUUCCAAGAUCUGUUUGCUAGGUGUGUGUCAAAGUUCCUCCCAGAGCAGUGACAUGGAUGGGAAUUGUGAGUGUGUUGAGAGACCUACCCUAAAAGAUGGGGCUGCAGUCAUCCCCAGGGGACCUCCUGUUCUCAGCUCCACCUCAGCCACACUUGGCUGUGGGUCAGCUUCUUCUGAAUCAGCAUCCUCAGGACAGCGCCACCCAACCCUGCCACACUUGCUUCCUCCGCGCUUCUUCAGAGGCUGGAGCUCACCCCCAUGCUCAUCGUCUGUUCUGCUUUUUUGAUGCACUUACUUGUCCCUUUCAGGAUAUUGCUUAUGUCCUGUGUUGGUUUAAAAAAAAAAAAAAAAUUGCCUGUAAUGAGUCCCAGCCAUUUCUCAGCAUUUCUAGUUUGGAACUUCAGAGACUUCAACUUAUGAUUCCUUUAAGGCAGGAGUUUCUACUUCGGCACUGUUGACAUUUUGGGUCUGGUGGUUCUUCGUUGUGGGGGGCUGUCCUGUGCAUCAUACGAUGUUCAACAGCAUCCCUGGCCUCUCCCCACCCGAUGCCAGUGUUACCUCCCUCCCCACCCCAGCAUGACCAGAGAUGUCGCCAGAUAGGGCCCAGUGUCCCCUGCUUGAGAGCCCCUGGUGAAGGGGUAGACAUUGAUUCCAUGGCCCUUGUCACACUGUGCUUGAGCCAUACCGUGCUUGGCACGGAAACCACCCUGUAGCCGUCGUCAGAGGUGGAGCAUCCUCCCUGAGGUGCGUAACCCCCACAUCAUCGUUGCUUCCUUGGGCUGUGUUCUAGUGUUUGCGUCCGUCCCUUUUUCUCCUUGAUUGCAGAUGGAAGGGCCCUGCUCUGAGCCGUCGCCACAUGCCUGGUGCUUGGCUCCAUGACGCUCACACGGGUGUUCAUGACAGUGCAUUUGACAGACAGAUUUAUUUGUCACCUUGUCAGGGUGACAUGUUGGGAUGGCUCCACCACUCGUGUGCCAUUGACACUUGGCUGUCUGAAAUCGGGACAAAGCAUCCCUGAGACUGAUCCGAAUGAGGCUUAUCAGCACCAGGCAUAACUUACCGCCUGCUUUCCUCUGUUUCUUUAACUUUUAAUUGAAACCAUUUAGUUACCACCCCUGCUGCUAGGAAUCUGGGGACAAUUAGGAAAGUCCCAUCUGUCCUUUGAACCACAUUAUAUUGCUUUUCUCCUCGCGAUCUUGAGAAGACGGCACAUUCUAGCAGCAGUGUCUUUGCCUUGCCGUCUCGCCUCCCACUGGAUGGUUUUUAUCUCACUUGAAUGAGUUAUAGCAACUCUUUAAUUCAAUUAUUUUCUCCAAUGCAGGCUUUGAGAUGAUUUAGUUGAAUCAAACACCCGGGUUUUCCAGUGCAGAGCAGUGACUCCCAACGAGGCCGUGGGUGGGUUUUUACAUUUUCACUUCCAGCCACGGUUGCGCGCGUUCUGUGCUGCCCCCCGAGCGUCCUGGCACAAGCCCCUACUUACCGUUCUGAGGAGUAGAUUGGAAAUGGCAGAUGCCGUGGGCUUUGCCAGUCUUUCCCCAAGGCAAGGAAUUAUCUGUCCAGUGAUAUUAGGUCACUGCAUUCCCACCCAGCUGUGUCGAAAGAAGGGAGGGGGUGGGGCAGCCUGGGUGAUGGGCAGGAAGGCCAUUUAUAAAUUCAAGUGUGGUAAACAGUCGGCAUUCCUACUUUGGUAUUUGAGUUUGAAUUAAACAAAGUGUCGUGGGUGGGAGGUGUAUCAUAACGAUCAUUUUAACCAUUGUGCCUUUUAAUGUGGAAAAUCUGCUCAAAAUAAGACCUGCUGCAGUGGUUUUCACAUAUACAAAGGAGUGGCUAGAAUGUUCUCUCAGAGCAGCACACGGGAUUAGAAAGGACAUCUGGCCACUGGAAUUCUUGAGUGAGAAUUCAGUGAUUAAGCCUGUCUUCUGUUUUCCUUGUGGGCCCCAGGGUUCCUGUGGAUGUCCCCACCCUCAGAUUACUGGAGUAGAAAACUUACUUUCCAAAACACUGAGUUGUUUUCAGCCCAGCAUUAGAGGUUAAAGAUGCUCAUGUAGAAAGCACACAGGAUGGAUCUGACGAAGGAAACAGCUUCUGACACUUGAGCAGGCUUUAGACAGUGCAGAUGAAGGGGGCUGAGACACUGAUGCAGGAAAGAGAACGGUCAGCUUGGGGUCCGGAGUCGCUGGGUGCUGAGUGUGUGUUCUGAGUGCCAUUCAAGUGCCGCAUAACAGUUGGGGCUGGUGUUGGGUCCUGAGAUGGGCCAUGGGCCACUGUUAAACUCAGGAAGCACAUGCUGCCCCCGCCACUCUAGAAGGCGGGCUGUUUUCCUGGCGCUGUGUGUGCCAUGCUUUGUGUGAACAUCUCACUGGGUGUCACUCUCAUGCAGUAACUGGGCAUCUUGUAGAAGUCGUUGCUCCUAAACGUAAGCCAGUGCCCACAUUGGGUACGUUCUGGUGACAUCACCACCUCCUGAUGGCACCACUCUGUUCUAGUCCACUGCCCCCGGGGCCUAACUUGCUACUAUGGAACUAACCCUGUAGGAUGAGGCCGCCAUGCCUGUGUGUGUCUGUCCAGGUCUGUCCCCACAUACUUGCUGAUGGUGGGUGGGAAGAAGGUUAGAUAAAAUACUGUCAUAGAUUGUGACUAUGAAGUAAUCCAUUAGAAUCUUCAGACAAGGAAUGCUGGGAGUGGUGGCUCAUGCCUGUAAUCCCAGCACUUUGGGAGGUGGAAGCGGGCGGAUCACUUGAGGUCAGGAGUUCGAGAGCAAUGUGGUGAAACCCAUCUCUACUAAAAAUACAAAAAUGAGCUGGGUGUGAUGGCACGCGCCUGCAGUCCAGCUACUAGGGAGGCUGAGGCAGGAGAAUCUCUUGACCCCAGGAGGCCGAGAUCAUCGAGAUCAUGCCACUGUACUCCAGCCUGGGCAACAAAGGGAAACUUCAUCUCAAAAAAAAAAAAAAAAAAAAAAAAAAGAAUCUUCAGACAAGGAAACCAUGCUCUUUGACCUAGUAAUCUCCCUCGCCCGCCCAAUGCCAAGAAAGCUCUAAUGCACCAAGAUUUUAGUUAUGGUGUUACUUGACAGCAAAAAGACAGAUAACUCAAGCAUCCAACAGUGGUAAAACAGCUAAUUCUUUUUCAAAUGAUGCCUUCACAGUUUGAAAACCCCCCACAGCGGUCCCCGCCCCUUGCCAGCGUCCCUCCACUAUCCUGGUUCUGUCGUUACUCCUGCCGACUGACUGCAGUGCUGUUCCGUGAGCUUCCUGAAUGACCUCGUACGGUAUCCUCGACGCACAGCUUCAUAGUGGCGUCAUGCACGCAGACUCCUGCGAGUUCCCCUAAGUUCUUAGAGGACUGCUUUGCCUUUUGAUCUGAGAGUUGCAAAGUUCCAUAAAGAAUGGCCCUUGUGGAUAAGCACAAAGUCAAGAGACAGCGAUUGGACAGAAUUUGUGAAGGUAUCCGCCCCCAGAUCAUGAACGGCCCCCUGCACCCCCGCCCCCUGGUGGCGCUGCUGGACGGCCGCGACUGCACUGUGGAGAUGCCCAUCCUGAAGGACCUGGCCACCGUGGCCUUCUGUGACGCGCAGUCCACGCAGGAAAUCCACGAGAAGGUUCUAAACGAAGCCGUGGGUGCCAUGAUGUACCACACCAUCACCCUCACCAGGGAGGACCUGGAGAAGUUCAAGGCCCUGAGAGUGAUUGUGCGGAUAGGCAGCGGCUACGACAACGUGGACAUCAAGGCUGCCGGUGAGCUCGGAAUUGCUGUGUGCAACAUUCCAUCUGCAGCCGUGGAAGAGACGGCGGACUCUACCAUCUGCCACAUCCUCAAUCUGUACCGGAGGAACACGUGGCUGUACCAGGCACUGCGGGAAGGCACGCGGGUUCAGAGCGUGGAGCAGAUCCGCGAGGUGGCCUCGGGAGCGGCCCGCAUCCGUGGGGAGACGCUGGGCCUCAUCGGCUUUGGUCGCACGGGGCAGGCGGUUGCAGUUCGAGCCAAGGCCUUUGGAUUCAGCGUCAUAUUUUAUGACCCCUACUUGCAGGAUGGGAUCGAGCGGUCCCUGGGCGUGCAGAGGGUCUACACCCUGCAGGAUUUGCUGUAUCAGAGCGACUGCGUCUCCUUGCACUGCAAUCUCAACGAACAUAACCACCACCUCAUCAAUGACUUUACCAUAAAGCAGAUGAGGCAGGGAGCAUUCCUUGUGAACGCAGCCCGUGGUGGCCUGGUGGACGAGAAAGCCUUAGCACAAGCCCUCAAGGAGGGCAGGAUACGAGGGGCAGCCCUCGACGUGCAUGAGUCAGAGCCCUUCAGCUUUGCUCAGGGUCCAUUGAAAGAUGCCCCGAAUCUCAUCUGCACUCCUCACACUGCCUGGUACAGUGAGCAGGCGUCACUGGAGAUGAGGGAGGCAGCUGCCACCGAGAUCCGCCGAGCCAUCACAGGUCGCAUCCCAGAAAGCUUAAGAAAUUGUGUGAACAAGGAAUUCUUUGUCACAUCAGCGCCUUGGUCAGUAAUAGACCAGCAAGCAAUUCAUCCUGAGCUCAAUGGUGCCACAUACAGAUAUCCGCCAGGCAUCGUGGGUGUGGCUCCAGGAGGACUUCCUGCAGCCAUGGAAGGGAUCAUCCCUGGAGGCAUCCCAGUGACUCACAACCUCCCGACAGUGGCACAUCCUUCCCAAGCGCCCUCUCCCAACCAGCCCACAAAACACGGGGACAAUCGAGAGCACCCCAACGAGCAAUAGCAGAGAAUGCCGGAAGGUAAUCACUCAGAUACACUUGGGACCAAGAGACAGUGAAAAAUAGAUGAACUAAGAGAAAAAGAAUCGGAUGGUCUUUGUAACUGAUUCUGGACAUAUGCAUCAUUGAUGUUGCGGUGUUAAAACUACAAGAGCUAGAAAACUGAAGAUGUCGCGUCUGCUUAUGGAAGCGCUGAAAGACUAGGAUGUGAUUUAUUAACGACCAACUUCUGUUAUUGUGUGUUAAGUUUUUCAUCUGUGCAUCAAAUCACAAAAAGAAUAAAUAGAGCUUUUUCCUUUAUCAGUCCCUUGGGCACAGCAGGUCCUGAACACCCUGCUCUACAAUGUUGCAUCAAGAGUUCAAACAACAAAAUAAAAAAUAUUAAGAGGAAAUCCCCAUCCUGUGACUUGAGUCCCUUAAGUCUACAGGGGCUGGUGACCUCUUUUUGCUAAUAGGAAAAUCACAUUACUACAAAAUGGGGAGAAAACUGUUUGCCUGUGGUAGACACCUGCACGCGUAGGAUUGAAGACAGUACAGGCUGCUGUACAGAGAAGCGUCUCUCACAUCUGAACUGCAUACUGAGCGGGCAAGUUGGUUGUAAGUUCAGUAAAACCCUCUGAUGAUGCAAAAAAAAAAAAAGUAUUAAGUUUCACAAGCUGUUUGUACUCAAAUAUAUUUUCUCAGUUUCAGAUCCUCUGCUAUUUUAUUGAGUGGAAAGUCUUGAGCUAAAAGGGUUCAAGAAGAAUAAUGUUGCAUUUCCUUAUGUCUCAGGAAACACUUUUUAUGGUAACUUGUCAGAUUGUCUAUGAACAAACCCACUUUUUUAGACAUUGAUAAAGUCUUCUUUUCUUCACGUGAUAUUUUAUACAAGAACACUUCAGAUGUAUUAGAUGUGACUGAUUUUAACAAAUCCUAUUAGAUUUGUAUCAACUAGUUACAUGUUCUAUUCAUAGUCUUUUGUGAAUCAUUGCCUUUUUGUUUAAAAAGAUGGCCUAUUUUGAGCCUUUGUAUAGGUACAUUCCUGUUUUUGUGACAAAAAAAAAAACUUUAAAAUUGUCCCAAACAGAAAAAUAAUGGCUAUCAGAAGUAUGUUUUGUUUUAGUGUGAGUUACCGUUACUGUAUUUGUUUAUUGUAAAGGUGGACAUUUAGCGUUCAGUGCAGUUUUCAAUAAAAAGUAAUUAAAAUUUGUUAA